Messenger RNA from Myodes glareolus (Bank vole), 5368 nucleotides. The record is from RefSeq and is a predicted model, not a curated record. Lineage: Eukaryota; Metazoa; Chordata; Mammalia; Rodentia; Cricetidae.
GAAAUGUACCCAGAAAGCGUUCUGAGAGCUUCCCCUUUGCUGUCCUGCUGUGACUAAACACAACACUGCCAUAUUUGAUCCAAGUUUGGCAAAGCAAGGAUAUGAACAGUUCUGCAGGUGAGCUUCUCAGGGCGUGUGAAGCCAUAAGGCGUCCAAUCAGGGUUUGGCCACCUGCAGCCCUGCCAAUAUGCCCCUCCACCAGAUUUCUGUAAUCCCUGCCCGGGAGACAGCCAGCAAUGGGAGAAGCUCAGUGGGCCGAAACAAAGAGAAGAACAAGGAAGUCGAGAAUGAAAAGUCCCCAGGGCGAUCUGCAAGUCGAUCAAGUAACAUAUCAAAAGCAAGCAGCCCAACCACAGGGACAGCUCCCAGGAGCCAGUCAAGGUUGUCUGUCUGUCCGUCUACUCAGGACAUCUGCAGAUCUUCCAUCUUGCAUGACAUGUCAGAAGAUGCAUUUGAGCACGGCAGCCCUGUCAUGGUGCUGAGCCAGGCUAGAAAGGAGUCUGGUCAGAAAGCAGUAAAACAGAAGCCUAGGAGGAGGAGGAGGGUCUCUCAGAGGUAUGAGCACUCAGAAGAGCAAGUGAAGGGGAGAAGAAAGGACUUUCACCUCCAGAUCUCAAGUCCCAGGUGGAGAGAACUUAAUACGGACACAUCAGAUUCCUCAUCCACAGAUGAGAGUCACUGGGUUCAGGCAAAAAGACGGGCUCAGGUUAAAUUCAGACUGUCUCGAAGAAGGAGAAGUAACAUUAAGCCAUGUGGGACCUUGGCUGGGUCCUCCACCCCUGACAGAAUCGAACUUGUUGAGCUGGGAUCCAAAGGUGAACAGCACCAAGAGCUGAUGGAAUGUGAGAGUCAUUCUUUAAACAUCUGUAGAGGAAAAGUCACAAAGUACCAAGGAUGCAGCUCUCCCCAGCCAAGGGGGUUCAUGGAGAAGAAACCCCCAGGGAGCCCUUCAGGGAGUAAAGGCAGAUGCUGCCCCAGAGAAUCUCAGCUCUUGCACACACUUAGGGAAAAAGAAACCAUUACAAAAAGAUUUGCAGAAACUGAUUCCGAUUCUGAAAUGCUGGCAGCUACAGAGGGGGGCGAGCAUGUGGCUGGCUCGGGGCUCCGAGUGAGUACCUCCUCUCAGAAGCCUACUGAUGUCUGUGAUGAUGGCUCUGAUAAUUUCGCAGUGUGCAGGAUCUGUCACUGCGAAGGAGAUGAGGAGAGCCCGCUCAUCACACCCUGUCGCUGCACAGGAACCUUGCGCUUUGUCCACCAGUCCUGUCUCCACCAGUGGAUCAAGAGCUCGGACACUCGAUGCUGUGAGCUCUGCAAGUAUGACUUCAUAAUGGAGACCAAGCUCAAGCCUCUUCGGAAGUGGGAAAAGCUCCAGAUGACCACGAGUGAGAGAAGGAAAAUAUGCUGCUCCGUCACAUUCCACAUCAUUGCCGUGACCUGUGUGGUGUGGUCUCUGUAUGUGCUGAUCGAUCGGACGGCAGAGGAGAUCAAGCAAGGUAACGACAAUGGUGUGCUGGAAUGGCCAUUUUGGACAAAACUGGUUGUGGUGGCCAUUGGCUUCACAGGAGGUCUCGUCUUCAUGUACGUACAGUGUAAAGUCUACGUUCAACUGUGGCGUAGGCUGAAGGCCUACAACCGUGUCAUCUUUGUGCAGAAUUGCCCAGACACUGCCAACAAACUGGAGAAGAACUUCUCAUGUAAUGUGAACACGGAAAUCAAAGAUGCCGUGGUUGUACCUGUGCCCCAGACAGGUUCAAAUUCACUGCCACCUGCAGAGGGCGCCCCGCCCGAAGUCAUCCCGGUUUGAUGGCGCUGGAGGGCAACUUCAUCACAGAAGGUUCUUUGCAGCCCUUGCCACAACAUUCAGAAAUGCUUCUGCUUUGGUGGCUUCCUUGUCUUCUCCGUUCCCCUACUGACUUGUUUGUCCUGACUUGGAGCAAAAAGGAAACGAGGAGAAAAUAGCAAGUGAGCAAGAUCCCAAGAAGCAGAGCCUGUAGUGAGACCUGCAAAGGUGAAGGGUCUGAGGGAGUGAGUGCGUAAGGAACGCUUGGUACACGCAAGGCUUCCAGCGAUGAAAGAUUGGACGGACAUGUGAUCCUCUUUCAGUCAACGCAGAGAGAAUCCCAGAUCAGACCUCAGAUGCGGUCUACGCUUCUUUAGAGAGUUCAGUAACUGGAAGGGACACACAUCUGGUCCUAAGCCUGAAACUGUGUGCGUCGUCCCGGAGUCGUCACCUCGGAGGCGAGCUUGGAGGACUUGAGGUUUUUUUACACUUUGACAGCUGAUUUUUCUGGCUAUUGUGAAGUCUUGUUAUUUUGACAGAUGCAUGUUUUUAAAUGGAUGCGAAACACAUUUGAAGACAGAAAUGUUUGGAGUUUUGUUUCAAUUUAAAUCAUGAAGAGUUUCAGAGCAUUGUGGAGCUUAGCUAGCGCCGGGUUCUGAAAGGGACCAUCAUGCCGUGCUUUAUCUGGUUCUUCUCCCACAGUGCUCGAAAACAGACACAUAACAUGAGUUGAAAAUGCAGAUGUAAAUUGAAAUCUCCUAGUGUGCCCCAUUAGGAAAAGUAAAAAUAGGCCAAUUUUUAUAAUUUAUUCAGCAUUAUAUAUACAGGUUAUUUUAUGUCAUCAGUGGAAAAGAAUAUUAAAAUAGCUCUCAUCUUUUUCUUGAACCAAGUCUUCAAAAUCCAGCAUGUAUUUAUGACACACUGCAAUCUGAACGAAGUAUGUUGGACAGGAUCUAAUUAAAGAUAUUGGACAGCAAAGCCUUUUCAUUAAAAACUACACCUGUCUCACUUAACAGCUGAACACUUCAAAACAGCAGUUUAAUCCAUUAUUUUGUUUUGCAGUUUCAUUUAAGCAUUGAUUUACAAAGCAUUAAACUCAUCAAAUUACGUAUUCCAUCUUGAACUCGGUGAAGGUACAACUUCUCAAAGGGAUGAAAAAACAAAAGUAUGGGGAGUCAGUGCAAUCUGUAGCUAUGUUAUGAAGUUAACUUCUGCGUGGUUCCCAUAAAGUAAUCAUGAGAGGGAAAUAAAAAUUAAGUAUCUUGUUACUAAACCAGAUGUGUUAAGGCUUUAAAAAUCCAUAUGGAGUGUCAAUGUGACAGGUGAGCUUCUUAACUAAGGAUCUCAACCAUGUUCACACCUGACAGCAUUCGCUUACUUGGAAGUAAAAAUAUUCUCGAUUCUAUGGUGAGUGAUGAGCUGGUUGUCAGUUCAACUGUUGAGUACCGUGUUCUAUACAGAUUCACAUAAAUUGAUCGGACAUCGAGGUGAGCUAGGUAAAUAACCAUACAAAGUUAUCUGUCAAAGAUCACAUUUUUAAAAAGUGACGUUUUUAGUUAGCUGUCAUUAUUUAUUGUCCUUAAAAGGCAGAGAUGGCCAUUGAAACCAAAGCAUGGGCAUCAUGUUGCACAAAGCUGGGCACCACAUCCAUGCACUUUGUAAUUAUCAGUGUUUGUUUUUCUUGAAUUAUCAAAGGAAAAGGGAAAAAGAAUCUUUCAAUGAGAAGAGUAUGAUAUUUGUAGUGAUUGACACUGGGUCCAAUUAGUCCCAUCCUUAGAAAUAAAGACAUAGUAAACAAUGUCAAUUGUGUGUGUGUUUGACGUGUAUAUUCAUGUACAUAUACAAGAGAAAUGUUAGAAUAUCCAGUCAGGAAUCAAAAGCUUAAAAACUCAUCUUUCUUAAAACUUGUGGGAGGGACAAGGAUUAAGUAUGCAGGGAGAAUAUGAUGAACACGAUUAAACUGGACCAGACCUCCGGGACAAAUAAGGAUUCGUAAGACAUAAAGAAAAAGACCCAAACAUGAAACUUUGUAUUAAGUUCCUGAAUAGUUUUCAUUUUAGAGAUUUAAGAUGAAUAUGAACAACAAAGAAUGAAUGAGUUGAUCAUGACUUCGGACAAGAAAUAUUCAGUUUUCCUAUUUCUCCUCUAAUUCUUUUUGGUAGGUACACAACUAAUCCCAGCAUUCGGGAGGUUUAAGUUAUUCUUUGCUAUACAGGGAGUCCAAACAGAAGCCAGCCUAGGCUAGGAGACCUUUUCCCAAAAACAAAACAAGACCAACAACAAGCUUUAAAACUGAACAAAUAAAGCCAGUUUUGAGACCAUCUUCGCACAUCUGAGUGGUAACGGGGUUUUCACUUAAUAACAACGAAAACGUUUGGCUUUGGUGACCUGACUUAGAGCUCAUGGAGAGACCUGCUUUUCAGAAUGACAUCAUCGUGAGGUGUGUUUACCUGCUCUCAUGUACAAAAUAAAGUGAGCUGAAACCUAAAACUGGAUUGCUGAGCUUAGUGUUAAACCAGAUUUUUACAAACACAAAGUGAAGCUGGGGUAUCAGAAGUGCUAUAAACCACAGACAUUGAAAAUGUUCCUGUCAAGAGUUGACAUCUCCAUUCGUUAUAAUUAAAUAUUCAAUUGAAAAGGAAUUAAAUUAAAAGACAUAAAAGUGGAGCUCAGAGUUGGGAGAGAUAGAUCAGUGCUUAGGACAUUCUGCUCUCAUAGCCGGUCCUGGUGAGUUUCCAGUACCCACACAACAGUUCACAAACACAAUAUCUGCUCCAGGGUCCAAACACCUUCUUCUGGGCUCUGAAGGUAGCCUCCCCCUGCCCACACGGACAGAUACAUACAUAAUUACAAAGAACAAAUCUAAAAAAUGAUGUCUCCCUCCCCAAGCGGAUUAACUUUAAAUAUAAAAUAACAAAACCCUACAAAAAUAAAGAAAAAAAUUGUAACUUUGACUCUCAAUAACCCAGAAUUAACUGCAUGGCAAUCUUUCUCAGAAUAUCCCAGGAUCAAAACUCCACCCAGAGCUGCCGCUAUAGGUAAUGAUAUUCCACAAGAACCUUGUACUUAAGCCUUUUCUCCGUGGAAAGGACCUUGGGUACCCUUCAGACACUUACUCUUCUGCUGAAAUGAGGUCACUGGCACACUGACAUUAUGAAAAUCUCAAUGGUCGGGGUGGAAAGUAGCAAGGCCACUUAUGCCACCUGUCGGAUAUAACUUACCUGGCGUUGCCAGUGUUAAUAUUUUGGGGAACCUAAAGCUUGCCACUGUAAUUGCUAUAAAGUUGUGUCCUUCCAUCAGCUCAAUGGUGCUAUUUCACACAAUGACACAACUGAAAGGAAGUGCUGUCGUUUGGGGCUGCAGCCGCACGUCUCCCACACCUGAAGAAACCCACGUUGAAACCUGAGGAAAUGCUCAAAGGAGGAAGUAUUUUAACUGUGUGCAAUUUUUGAGACUGGGCAUUUGUACUUCUUUAGUUUUAUCUAAUUGUCUUUCAUUAACAAUUUCCUGUUUGUGAGUAAUGUGUGCUUAAGACAAACUAAGGGAACGGUCUGUGAACAACUUUGUAUAUUAAACAAAUGCUCCGAA